Molecule: messenger RNA, 1098 nt
Organism: Pieris macdunnoughi
Lineage: Eukaryota; Metazoa; Arthropoda; Insecta; Lepidoptera; Pieridae
Source: the annotation of a GenBank genome assembly
AUGUAUCCUAAUCCACGAAAAGACUCUAAAAGGGCAAUCGGGUUUGGUGUGAUCGGAGUUCUCAGUGCCCCACAACUCUUUAUAAUGUUAUGCGAUAUCAGAGAGCGAAUACAAAUCAAAGACACAGAUAAUCUUUUUCGUCAGCUUAUCAUCACCGUGUUGCUUGUUUACGUCUAUAUUAAGAUAUUUCUAACGCUAAAUCACACUAAGAAAUUCCGAGCAAUACUAGAUAAAGUGUCCACAGACUACGAAAGUUACAACCAUCUUCCUGAAGACUACCGCGUCAUUGUCACAGAGACAAUAGAGAAAUGCAAGAAAUUGGAAAUUAUCUGGAUUUUAAUGGUGAUAUGUACCGGUUUAGCUUUUAUUCUGCUGGCUUUUCUGUUAACUCUCCUUUCCCAAUUUACCGAAGAACCGAGAAAAUAUAUGAUACAUGAGUCACUAAUUCCGAUUAUCGAGGAGCUGAAGUAUGAAACACCUUAUUUCGAAAUUCUGACUGUUUAUGGCAUUUAUAUCGUAACAAUCGUAGUAAUUGCAUAUACAGGCUUUGAUGGACUAUUCUACGUAACAGUGCUGCAUGCAUCACUAAAAAUAAAAAUCUAUUCUCACAAGAUAACCCACCUAAUGGACGACGCAAACAUUCCAACGAUUAAAGCGAAGAUUGGAAGUAUUGUAAAAGAACAAUGUGAUGUUUAUAGGUUUAUUAAAGAAAUUCAGUCAUUUUAUCAGUUCUGGCUGGCCUCUGUCUUCACACUGGUUAUUAUUCAGAUUUCAAUGGGCCUCAGCCAGACGAAAGCGGGAAGUGAAAACACAAUAAUUUACUUUAUAUUCGCUACUGUGGCUUCGGUCAACAUUUUCAUACCCUGUUAUGUCGCAUCGGAUGUCACAUCCACCGCGGGCGAAGUAUGCAACUUCUUAUAUGACUGCAAGUGGGAAUCAGUUCCAGACACCAGCAUCCGUCGAUCCAUUGUCAUAAUGAUGGCGUGCUCGCAGGUACCUGUACACUUUACGGCAUGCGGAAUGCUUACUAUUAGUUUGGAAAUCUUUGUAUCGAUAAUGCAGACAGCCUACUCCGUGUAUACUUUGAUGAUAUCUUAA